AUGACGGUAAAGAAAAACAUGGCGAUCUAUUCGGUUUUAUUACCGAAUCAGUUCAUGUCGACAAAACUGAAUCUUGAAAGCGACAGAAUCGUAUUUUUUUUUUCUGUUAUAGGUACAGUGACAUUUAUCAUUGGGUUUACGGGAUGUGUCGGUGCACUUAGGGAAAAUACGUGCCUCCUAGCUACGUAUGCGAUAUUCCUGGCGUUGUUAUUAUUAAUGGAGGUGGCUGCCGGUGUUUUAGGCUUUGUUUUUAAAGACUGGAUAAAGUCACAAGCCACUGGCGGUUUUCAAGCGUUCAUUAUUCACUAUAGAGAAGAUCCCGAUCAGCAGAAUCUCAUCGAUUGGAUUCAAGAAGAUUGGUUACAGUGUUGCGGUAUCGAGGGUCCUAAAGACUGGGAUCGAAAUAAUUAUUUCAAUUGUUCGUCGAGCGACAUUGGCUCCAGGGAAGCAUGCGGCGUGCCUUUUAGCUGUUGUAAACGGAAACCGAACGAAAUUAUUAAAAAUAAACAGUGCGGCUACGACGUCAGGAAACCUAGCUACACUGGAGAGAGGAGUAUAUAUGAAAGAGGCUGUCUAAGAGCAGGCGAAGAGUGGCUAGAAUUGAAUCUGGUACCUGUCGCUGGUACUGUUGUCAGCACUAUGGUUCUGCAGAACUUUGAAGUUGCCAAAGUGAUUUAUGAAAAAGGUUGUAUUCAAGCUGGGGAGGAGUGGGUGGAACGAAAUCUUCUUGCAAUUGCCACUGGUGCGGUUGGUACAGCAUUUGCACAGAUUCUGGGAAUCUGCUUUGCUCAAAACCUCCGAGCGGAUAUUUUCGCGCAGAAAGCAAAGUGGCAUUGACAAUUUCGA
Habropoda laboriosa is the source of this 846-nucleotide messenger RNA. RefSeq names its product tetraspanin-17 (gene Tsp26A). Gene Ontology annotation, cellular component: membrane. The coding region runs from base 1 to 837 and encodes 278 amino acids. The record is from RefSeq and is a predicted model, not a curated record. The transcript has 9 exons. NCBI's taxonomy places the organism in Eukaryota, Metazoa, Arthropoda, Insecta, Hymenoptera, Apidae. Gene Ontology annotation, biological process: protein localization to plasma membrane; protein maturation.